AUGCCGGAUCUGGAGGUCGAUCUCGUGGACCAGUUUAUAUGUCCGCCUUGCGUCGAGAAGAACCCACACCUCACACUCCAAACGACCUACAAACCCCGCUGCCACUUCGGCCUCACGUCAAAAGACCCGGAUUCGCCUUCGUCGUGCCAUAAGCCAGCCCGGGGCGCGCUAUCGAAGUACUGCUCGGACGAGUGCGGGAUUAAGUGCAUGCAGAUGAGGAUACAGAAGUGGGCGGCUUCGGGCGUGGGCGGUGGUGCUGGUGCUGGUGCUGGUGGGGGGAAGGACAAGAACGGUGCGACGGCGACGGCGACGGGGAGGAAGGAGUUGGAGAGGCUUUGGGAGAGUGUGAAGGGGGUGGAGAGGAGGGAGGGGGUCGUUGUUGAGAUUGUUGGUCCUGGUUCUGGUCCUAGUGGUGUUAAAGAGGAGAAGAUGGACGUGGACGAACCACAUUCAAGCAAUCUCGUGAAUGGGACGAAUCCCCCUUACAUUCCCAACGGUCAUCUCUCCUCAUCCUCUACAACCGCCACUCCCGCUUCUGCUUCUCAACCCACCAAACCCCAACCGAAAUGGAACCCAAAAGCGAAAUCGGACCGCGAGCUCGCCCGGCUCCAUCCCCUGCUCGACAAGAUCCUCCUCCAGCGCGAACAGCUCACGAAACGGAUGGACGUCGUCGGAUGGCGGGAACGGUUGACGGAGCAGGCCGUGCAGCGCUCCGAAGCAGCGGGGUUCGACGAGUGUGGGUGGGAUCAGAGGAUGUGUCUUGAUGAUGAGGAGGUGAAGGAGUAUGGGGCGGGGGUGUUGGAGAGUUAUGAGGAGGAGGGGCAGAGGGAGGGGGGUGAGGGUGCGACUGGGAAUGGGAAUGGGACGCCGAGAGAGGGGGAGGGAGGGGAGGAAGGAGGUGUGGUUUAUGGGGAGUGGUGGUGUCGGGGGAAGAAGAAGUGUGACCGACAUGCGGGAUGGCAAAAGCUCCGGAUGGCAGAAGUCCAGUUCGAAAAGGAGAUGAUGGAGCAGGCCGUCGUCAAGCUCACUACCCGCGAACGCGAACUCCGAAAGCGGAUAGAGGAUAUACUCGAUCCUGCAGCCGCUGCUCGGACACGACUCGCUGCUGCUUCCGCCGCCGCCACCGCCAAUACUUCUGUGUCAGCCACAGCUCCCUCAGCCUCGACUUACACUCCCCUCGACGGGACGCUCAAGGAUGCCUCGGCCCACAGUAACAAUAUUCAUAAUGCGGUCAAUGGCUCCGGGGCGAAUGUAAAUGCUGCUAGUGGGCAGAAGGCGCGCGGGGAUGGUGUUAAUGGGAACGGGAAGGGUAGUAAGAAAAGGAAACCGAAUGGGGAGGGGACGAAGAAGGGGAAGAAGAGGAAGGCGGGGGAAUAG
Molecule: messenger RNA, 1377 nt
Organism: Stereum hirsutum FP-91666 SS1
Lineage: Eukaryota; Fungi; Basidiomycota; Agaricomycetes; Russulales; Stereaceae
Exons: 3
Coding region: 1-1377 (458 amino acids)
Cellular component (GO): Set1C/COMPASS complex
Source: RefSeq, a predicted model, not a curated record